AUGAAUGGACGCAAAGGAACACUGAGUGGUACACUUAGUGACCAGGCGUCGAACGAAAGCGGUGGUGGUGGCGGUGCCGCAGGCUCUGAUGCCAGUAACGCUGCAGAGCCGUCAGGUGAUCAGCUUGCCAUGGAAUCCUCAGAAAGAGACACUCCGAGCCACGCAUACAACGGCCCACCUCCCCCAGCACCACCACCACACAACAGAAGGCAAACCCCACCGCAUCAUCAGGCACAUCAUCCUUUAAGUAUGCCGAGAAUUACCAAUCACCACCAGAUACACUCAAAACCAUUCGCCAUAGGAUCAUCAGUGAACCAUCACAAGAACGAGGUUGGACCUGGUUUCCGAGGUCCCCCACCACCACCUGCACCUCCUGCCGACUCACAGACAGCCGCAAGUGAUAAAGUUUUUAGCGGAGCAGGAGAUGUCUGGCCUGCACCAGCUCCAGACAUGCCGAAAAUUGUGUCUUUAGACGUAAAAUGUGAAAAGAAUGCCAUGAGAGUUUUUCUCAGUUUCGAUAAGCCAUUCUUUGGUAUUGUAUUCUCUAAAGGCCAUUACUCUAAUCACCAAUGUGUUCAUCUUCCACCUAAUCUCGGCAGAUCAUCUGCGUCUUUUGAAAUUGGCGCUCAUGCAUGUGGCACCGCUGGUAGUGGGGACCCUAGAUACAGAGGAGACGUUGCAGCCGCAGGGACUUACUUCGAAAACGUUAUUGUCAUUCAAUAUGAUCCACAAGUGCAAGAGGUAUGGGAUCAAGCUCGUAAACUACGGUGCACAUGGCAUGACCAGUACGAAAAGGCAGUUACGUUCCGACCAUUCCCAGUAGAUAUGUUAGAUGUUGUACGAGCUGACUUUGCUGGAGACAACGUUGGCUGCUGGAUGCAAAUUCAAGUCGGUAAAGGACCUUGGGCUUCGGAAGUAUCAGGUUUAGUGAAGAUUGGACAAACCAUGACUAUGGUUCUUGCAAUUAAGGACGAUGAUGCGAAAUUCGAUAUGUUAGUCCGAGAUUGUGUGGCUCAUGACGGUCAACGCGCUCCUAUACAAUUAGUCGAUAGGCGAGGCUGUGUAACAAGACCGAAAUUGAUGUCUCGAUUCACAAAGAUCAAGAACUUUGGAGCUAGUGCCAGUGUUCUUUCUUACGCACACUUCCAAGCCUUCAAAUUCCCUGAUUCAAUGGAAGUUCAUUUCCAAUGUACCAUUCAGAUUUGUAGAUAUAGGUGCCCUGAACAAUGUUCGGAUGGAACUCCUGCGAUUGCACCACAUGCUGAAUAUGGACCACCUCAAAUAGAUUCGUACCCUGUCGGGAUUGAAGCUAGGCGUGAUGAAAGGAGAGUGAGGAGACAAAGGAGAGCUACUUCUCCCGAAAAAGAGGUUGGUGUUAACAGGGUCAUUCGGGUUGUGUCUGCUGGAGACUUAAAUUUAGAUACCUCACAAGAAACUGCGGCACCUAAAGUGACACCUACUCCGGGCCUUGUUUGUAUGACUACACCCGGGUUUGCCGCUACUCUGGGUGCUCUUCUUGCCACUUUGUUAUGUUCUUGUGCCGUAUCAGCAGUUUUGUUCUUAAAGUUAAGACCGAUAGCUACCCUUAAAAAGAAGACUGCCGCUGUGACGACGAUAGCUCGACCGCACCCACCGACCGCACAUGUAAUUUCAAAGAGCCGCUUCUACUCGUAA
Arctia plantaginis is the source of this 1674-nucleotide messenger RNA. Lineage: Eukaryota; Metazoa; Arthropoda; Insecta; Lepidoptera; Erebidae. The record is from the annotation of a GenBank genome assembly.